This is a messenger RNA of Physella acuta, 944 nucleotides long. RefSeq names its product alpha-(1,3)-fucosyltransferase C-like. The record is from RefSeq and is a predicted model, not a curated record. Gene Ontology annotation, cellular component: membrane. NCBI's taxonomy places the organism in Eukaryota, Metazoa, Mollusca, Gastropoda, Physidae. Gene Ontology annotation, molecular function: fucosyltransferase activity.
GUGAAAACUAUUCGCUAAUGGUACAUUGUACUGGUAGUAGAGAAACAAAUAAUACGGAUAUAAACCCUAAUAACCCACAUUAUAAGCUGAAAUCCAAACGAAAAUCCGGCUUGCCUAUUUCCAUUCAUUUGGUCAACCCGGUGUAUUGGUUGCUGCCGUACUUGAAAGAUGUGCCUAAAUGCUGCCACAACGCUUGUGUCUUUGAUCAAGACAACGUUACAGAAGACACCGACGUCGUGCUUGUCAUGGGCUUCCACCUGAAGGAAUGGCAGAGGCCAACACAAAGAUGGCCGGGUCAGCUGUACGUGUUGAUGGAUACAGAGCCACCAGCAAAUUUACCAAGCGCUUUGUGGAAUGCUACUUCAAAUUGGAGAUACGCUUUCAACCUGACAGCCCAUUACCGAGUCGAUGCAGACAUUUUUCUGCCAUACCAGUUUAUCAAAAGUGUUUCUCUUGUCAAGCAGCAAAAUUACUUGGAACUAGCGAAAGGAAAGAACAAGACAGUUUUAUGGAUUGUAAGCCAUUGUAAAACUCAAUCUAGGCGUGAACGUUAUGUUUCAGAAAUGCAAAAAUACAUCGAUGUGGAUAUAUUUGGUCGUUGCAGCAACAUAAGUAUUUGCCGAGGGACAAACGUAAACAUACCAGUUGUUAGAGGUGGCGCUAACUAUGCACAAAGUAUACCUGGUGGUACAUUUAUUGAUGCAAACAACUUUGAGUCGCCUAAAGAUUUGGCUAUUUAUCUUAGAAAUUUGAGUGCAGAUUUAGAUGGGUAUAGCACCUUUCUUAGGAAUAAAGAUCAAUACCAGUUUGUAAAAACUCCAAAUGUUUACUGUUCUGUUUGUAACAAGAUUAGGGAUGAAAUUGUGAAACCCAAAAUAUACGAUGUUAAAGCAUGGCUUGAGGAACAAUGUCAUGGACCUAAACCUUUUGAGAUUCUGAAAUAA